AACAGACAAGUCAAACAUCCCAGGAGAGGUAAGGUUACUUCACCAGGAGACGCGUGUAAAAUGCGUGAGAACGAUUUGCAAGAAUGGAAACGGGGCACUGACUUUCAGAUUGCCGGGGCAGAGAGUAACACUGGGGACACGCAACUGGCCCGCGAUGAAUCAGUUACAGCUGAUCGAUUAAAUCCUAGAGCGGCAUUUUGGAGGCAUGACGUAUAUUCUCGGAUAAUCAGCGACACUGCUGUUCGAAAACUUGACGAAGCUAUUGUUUACCACCAAAGUAACAAAAUUGUCAGUGCGCGAGAAAGUGUAAAAGAUCUUUUCAAAAUACUGUCCAUAAAUCAAGCUCAUUGUUUUGAGACUCCGACAAAGUAUGGCUUGCAAAUACUGAACCGAGGAAGACAACUCUUUCUGGAGGAAGGCGUGAGUUGCUCAAUAAAACACGGAACUUUACUCUUAGAUUCAAGUACAAGUGGAGCACAGUUUUACGCUGGAUUGCUAAACGUCCUGGCUGCAUUUUCAUUGUUAAUUUCCGAAUUUGAAAUUGUGCAAAGAACAUUUGACUUGCUGCUCCAACUACAUCUCCAAUCAAACACAACUAGUCGUUUACAAGACCUUGGUGCUGCCUAUAACAACAAGGGGUGUGUUCAUCUGAUUAUGGGCGAUUUUCAAGAGGCAGAACAAGCGUUUAAAACCUCCCUUGAAAACUUUUGUCUCUCGGAAAGCUUUCUAGCUGAAACAAAAGUUUUUGCUGUAAAUAGCAACAUCAGCCGCUUAAAUCUAAUUUCUAGAAAUUAUUCUCAAGCCCUUGACCAACAAGAGAAAUUGGUAAAGAUUUGCCAAGCCACAGAAAUGAAGGGUAUGCCAUAUCCAUUUGAAGUGGUAUUUACGGUAAUGAAUAAUCAAGCGGUGUUGCAUACUACCCUCAACGCCUUCAAUGAAGCAGAAAAUGCAUUGAGGUGGCUGAUUUCCUAUUGCAAAGACGUGGAUAAGCAAGACUCUCUGUAUCUGGUCACUUUCCUUCGUUUGCAUCUUUCUGUAGUUCUGCUCCUUCACGGAAAACCAGAGGACGCUGAUGAAGUGUUUAGCAUUGAAACCUUGAAUUCACUUGAAGAUGUUGUCGACAGAUUUGGAAACCUUUACAUGAACGUGAGAAUCGAGGCUCUUGAGAAGUUAUUAACAGUCUACAUCUGUAAAGGGAAGAUCAAAACUGCAUUGGAGCUCUUGCAGACAACUGUGAAAAUUCUUAAAACUGUGUUUGGAGAAGAUCAUUUCAACGUUGCCUCCCUGUUGUAUAAACAAGGCAAACUUUUGAGUAUCAUUGGAGAAUUCCGUAGCGCCGCUGAAAAGUUUGAAAGUUCUAGUAACAUUCUGCAACAAAUCUUCGGCGUUAAAAAUCCUCUCCUUCUCAAGUGCUACCUAUAUCUUGGUGAUGUUACAUCGAUACUAGGUCGAAAAGAAGAAUCUUACGUGUACUACCAGAGAGCCACUGAGACCAUAGAGGCUAUUUUCCAAGUGUCAUUUGUGGAGGAAUUGUCAAUUAAGUACAUGGAAGUUAUUCAGGGUUACCAAACAUUUCAAAGACAGAGAGUGACAGAGCAUGGAAUUGAAGGUUUGGUCGCUGAGUAUGGAUAUGUUUUGGCCACACUGUUAAACCACGAGUGUAACCGUCACCUGAGGAAAUGCAGAGCUGAUGAGGAAACGGUCACCGUGAUGAAAACAGCACGUCCCUGUUCAAGGUCGACCCUCUCUUUGAAAUAUUCUUUAGAUUUUCUUCAGAGUGGACGAAAGCUUCUCCGCCAUGGAAUGAUAGAGGAAGCCGUCGUCUUUUUCCAACAAGCAGACAUGCAUUGUGGAGCACAUGUAAUCAAAGGCCACCCAGAUGUGAGUGUUUUACGCCUCCACAACAUAUUCCUUCGGAGGAAACUAAAUAUUCAUGACACAUUAGAGCCAGAUCAUAACUUGAAAAACUUUUUGAAAGCCCUAGGCAAAGCCGUGGAAGAAAGAAAUUCUAAGAGUACCGUCGAAGAAACCUCUGGAGUUGCGCAAAUGAUGGAGUUUGACCAUAAACAAGACUUGAAGCCUGUAAUAAUUUCUCUUUUGUUGUUUUGCAUCGAACUAAAAAUGAUCGAGACGACCUUUGAAGCAUAUGACCUAUAUUGCAAACUUUUUCAAAACGAAACGGACUCCCCAUUGUUGCUCCUUGAUGGGAUUCAGGUUUAUGCUUCAAGAACUGUAGUCACCUGUAAUGGGAAAACAGCUUUACAAGAUAUCCUCAUUUCCUCUGAAAUUGGUCAGAAAGAUAGUGACUUGGAAGGCGAUUCCGCUGAGAAACGGCUGUUCCGCAGCCUGGCGUGCAUGGAAAAUGCACCCAGAAAUGCUUUUCUGGUGGCUAGCAAAUCACCAGUCUUUCUAGAUAUCGAUUACCUUCAUGCUCUAAAGGAAAAGAUCUCACUUGCGGUACAAGAGUGCUUUCAAAGAACGUGCUUUGAAGCUGAAGACAAAAGCCGCGCAACGCAGGUCAUUGUGGAUCUGACUCCAUCAGUGACAUGUGGCCUUCAAGACAUCUUGUCUACGGGAAGUCGAAUCAAUUUGUUGCCUCUUUGUUUAUCAGGACUUCCAAGCAAUGGUAUACCCCAGAAAGAGACGAUCUUUGAGAUAGAAACAUCGAUGCGUCAGAAGAUUACACGGAUGAACUUUUACGAUGAGCAAACAAGCUGUUUCAUGUUCAAAAAAGUUGCUCUGCAACUUCUUCAGCAAAGUGACCCAGGAAGAAUCUCAUCCAUAGCGCUACCAAGUCAGAGCUUUACUUUGACAGUUCUCCAUCCGACAAAGGCAAGGCUCAUUAUUUUACGCAGUGAAAAAUUGAUCACACAAAAGAUCCAGUUCGUAACAACAAGAACAACACUUACCGGCGUGGUAGACUCGAAUAGCGCAUUACAGGCUAGCGUACCUGAUGCACUCUCGUGGACAGAAAUUCGUCAGACGGUAGAGAAGUAUAGAGUGCCCUGCCGAGAAAAAACUUCAUCGGAGGUUUCUCUGGAUCAGUCAGUCACACUCUGUGAAACCAAUCGCCCCUCGAAUCAUGGGUGGAAAUGGGCUCAUGGGUGGUCUCAAGUCUGUAAAAGAGAAACUGUGAGUAAAUUUAUUUUACACCGAGAUAUUUAUUGUUUUAGGCUUGCUCUAUGUGACUUUGUGACAACCGGUGUAAAACAACGCCUUUGUGGUCGGUGUUGGACUCACAUGUGGUUAUUUCAGAGCAGUCUCCUUUCGUCUUCAUGGUGUUGUUGAUUUUCUCUUUAUUUUUGCAAAAGAUUGCGUUACCCCAAAUUUUCUUUACAGUUUGAUGAUUGCCAAUAUGUUUAGGGUUGCCUCGGUUGUUGGUCCAGGUUCCUCCUUUAUCCUCCUUUAAACGUCUGGUUUCUUUUGCCGGUUUCUUACAUUCUCCUAACGGUUUGAUGAUUGCCAAUAUAUUUAGGGUUGUCUCAGUUAUCGGUCGAUGUUCCUCUUUUAUCCUCCUUUCAAUGUCUCGUUCUUUUGCCGGUUUCGGCUACAUUCAAAAAUGUAAUUUUCUACCAUCAUUUCGGAAACUCUUUGCGGAUAACUGAUUCAAACUGCAAUGGUAAUUCAAGGAUUUUAAGCAAGAACUUCAAACACUAGGAAACCGGAAAAGCCGGGAUUUUGCGCUUGUGUAAGGGUCGCUAUGGAGAUGCAAUACAAUCGAAUUAAAAAGACUGAUAGGACUCUGCAGUGAAAUUCACGACGAAUUAUCUUUGUACGAGAGAUAAUCAUAUUUCCCAAAGAUAUUUUAGAUCCAAAGUUGGUCGAUUGGAUAAUUGCAAAAGUAAUUAAAAUAGACUGCAAAACAGCGCCUUGGCGCCAGUCAAGCUCAAUGAAUUGGAACAUACUCCAAGGCUGGUGCAUCUCAGUGAAGCAGAUAUGAUACGAAACAACGAAGGGGCAGAUACUGUCGAUGAAGGAAAGAGUUGAAUGGUUAUCUCUCUUUCUGAAACGCCAGAGGCGAGCUACUGAAGAGAGCAUACACUUCCACAGCAUUUAUGCCUCCCUUCGCUCUCACAGCUGUUGUACUUCGUACAGCAGCUCUGCCGUUGAAAUAUCUCAGGAAAUUUCCAAUUUUUCCACUGCACUGCACACUGAUUUUCGGAACUCAUGACAGAACGACAAAUCAAAGUUUAUCAGCUUUCCAUGUUCUAAGAUCCGCAAAGUAAUCUGCCAAUUUCUUCUUGUUUGUUUUGUCUCUUACGAAGUAGGUAUGUCUACUUAAAUCCUUCGACAGGCUCAAUACAUUUCCAUCCCAAACUCUGGCACUGGCUCGCGAGGUUUUUCUAUGACGUUUAAUACAAGAGAAACAUAAGACUGGGAAUCGACCCUAGUCAACAAAUUAAUUAUUUGGCGGGCACCGAGACUCCUUUUAGCGGAAUAUUUUCUCCUCUAACGCUUCAGUUACUUGCUCUGUGGUAAACGUUGCCUACGUUCUCUCAACGCCUUCAUCCAUGAUUUCGAUUACAUUGAAAGUUUACAACUACUUUCCAGGGCUCUCCUUGCUGCGUUGAAAUUGAUUUACGCCUUCUUGGAUACGCAUUCUCUAUAAUUUUUGUUUGCUAUUCUGGAAAGAAGGGCAAACCAAACCUGCCUGAGAAUUAUAAGCCUAUUAGAAGACUGAUCAACAUAAAAUUAUGGCUUUUGUGAGACCAAAGAUUGCUGAAGUUUACUCAAACAACAUCAGCUGAUAUUACGAGAGGCUGCCUUCGUAAAAUUGAGGUGAAGCCAUUGAUAAAGUGGUACCUACUUCAUUUCCAGUUGUACGACCGGACGGAGCCUUAUCUUAAACUUACGUAGUGUUUAAUGCAUCCGUAAUAUACAGUGUGGGGGAGUCUACUUUUAAAAAUGAGGUCAUUUACUUAGCACCAAAAUCACUUACUGGUGUUGUUGAGGCGUAUUGGAGAAUUAAAGUUUAUCCAAGAACGGACUGGUUUAGUGGUUUCUAUGUUUUCUCCAUUAAUUUGUUGCAUUGUUGAAAUUUUUUAUUCCUUUCAUUUACAUGCAUCGAAAUUGUUUCCGAAAAACCCAAAUGGGAGAAACUGAUAAAAAGAUCCCGCAUACUGAGUGACCUUUGGUUUGUUUACUCUUUUUUAAAACGACUUUCUACCUAAAAACUUCAUACUUUUGCGUUUAAGAUCGGCCAAAACAAAAACAAGAUUGAUAUUAUGAAAAGUAUAAAGGAACCAUUGCGUAGAUUUCACAAGGUACCGCCCCCGAAAGAACAACCUGCCUUCCACAUAAGUUAACUGAUUAUAAAUUCAGUGAAGAUGAUGAAAAGUACAGGUUGUUUACACCCUAAGUCACCUUUCAGAAAGAGAUGUUGAACAUGAUAAAUUAUCAAUUAAGAAUUACUUUCUUGAUCGGGAGUUUGACAUAACAUAAAUCUAAAAACGAGCCUGAAAAGAACCGAAAGUAUAAGAAGGAGUUUCCAGGAAAUUCCUGUGCGAGACCAACUUUUUCCCGAUCAAAUCACUCUCUUAUUUAGCAAGCACCGCGAGGUAAUUGAAAUAUUUCAAGGCAAAUUCCAAUUACGGUAGAAACUGAACAUCUACUUUCAUGUCAAAUUCGCGAUAGGAGAAUAUGCCAUAAUCACUAACAGCUUAAUACGAACCUUUUUGGAGUUAAAUGGACUCUUUUCUCCUAGAAAGAAAAAUGACAAUAAUUCUACUAACAAAGUAAGGCCGCCAUCGAAAUAGGAAAUAUCAACUGUGUACAAUAUUUUUUUAAUUGAAUGGCUUGUGCUAAUAUGCUAUUUCCUUUCAUAUUCCCAACACUUUAAAAAGUUGAAAACACAUGAAAAGAAAAUGCUCACUGGAUGCCAAUUUUGUCUUAUAACAAUAUGCAUAUUAAAAGCACUUCUCACAAAUAGAGACCUCAAGUAGAAACUCAUUAUAAGGAAAAGGAAUCCUCAAAAUCGCAAAUGGAAUUGUGCAGGUGGUAAGUAAGUAAGGCACUUGGAAGGCAAUACAUCAAAAUUAUUGCAGAAAUCACAGACUGAAAUUAAUCAUAUUUCCGUCCUUUGUAUAAAGCUGUAUUUAAAGAGUUUUAAUUUUCAAAUUAGAAUGUACAAGUUGAAGAAAUCUGAGAAAAUUGAAGCCGAGAAAAAUUGUGAAGUAUGGCUCCGUAGCUUAGUUGGUAGAAGCGUCCGACCGGGAGGCACGGGUUCGAGUCCCGUCGGAGCCUUUAUGACUCAGUUUUUUCAGGCUUCGCCUUUAAGUUCAAAUUCAUUAUUGACAUUAUAUCGCACGGCUUAUAAUCAACAACAGGUCAAAAUAUGAGUUAUAUUUCAGCUGUUAUUUCUAUCGUAAAGUUUUCGAUAGAUAAUGUAUGAAUAUUCUUAAACUAGAAGUCACAUGUUGAUUAGAAAAACUUCCUAAUUGGGUACAUUUUGUCAAGAAGAGUAAAAUUGAGCCUCACCUAUUGACUCAAACGUAUUCUUAAUUGAGCUGACUUAAAAUAAUGGAAUUAUGGAAGGUCAUACUUAAACUCUUCAUACUCACUCUAACGAACACCGAAGAGACAAAAACUGCAAUGCUUACAUCAUCUAAUGACUAGACAACGCUGUUGUUGAUGAUCAACAGGAAUACAAGCGAUAAAAAUUUGAUUUCAAUCACACGCAUACAUCUUCAUAUUUACCUCCUCACAGUGUUUUGUUAUAUACAAAAAACAAUAAAUAUUUACCAUGCAAAAAUAAUUUAUUUCAGGGUGAUACAUCUGAAUUGGAAGACAGACAAGAACAAACAAGGGAGAAAGUUCUAGAGUGUCUCAUGACUGUCAGCCAGAUUUUACGACUGCUCUGCAGCAAGAGGAGUCCAGUACCUGCCGAUGACAUCUAUUUGGCGCAUCCUAAUCAAUGUCAUAAUGCUUAUGGCGGUCCAGAAGACCAGGAAUACAUUUCCACGGAGGACGAUGUAAGUUUGGUGGAUCUGGGUGACGAUGACACAAGAUGUUUAGUUGCUUCCUCUCAAAAUCAAAAAGACCAGGAAAAUACUUCACUUCAGUAUCUGACAGAGAGUUCAGAAGGAAGUGAUGAUAACGAGGGUCUUACAUUGAACGCUUAUGAUUGUCCCACUGUUGAGGGUAGUGCGUUCAACCGUGAGGAAGAAUCCAUGCACAGAGCAGAUCUUUGUGAGAUAUUGGAGGGGAAACGUCUAUUUGAAGAAGAUAGAAAGUUAAGGCGCUCUUUUGUGACUGACCUACAAGAAAGGGCGAGGAAAAAGCAACUGAAUUCCGAAAAAGGCGAUUCAAUUCAAUCACACAGAGCAUUAGUAAAUUAUGUCUCAAAAUUGCAGUCAAGCCAAAAUGGUAGCAAUUGUAGUAAUUUGGAGGUUCCGCAUCAAAACCUAGAGGCCCAAGCACCAAGCGAAAUCCCCACUUUUAGGAAUUUCCGCACUCAUGAAAAUGCCCAAAGAAUUAGUUCACAUGAAGACAGCACAGCAAAGGAAGAAGACAAACUGAUGAGAAUACAUCAACUACCACAAGGUCCAGCCCUAAACAACGUAAAAGAUCGUAACGAUUUAGACAUGGAGCCUAAAUGUGAGCUUCCAGAGGAUGUAAGUAGUAGAUUGCCUAAAACAACGCUGGUUAAAGAAUACCGCUUCACAGCCUUUAAUGAAAGCGACAGCUCUAGCAUUUUGGAAAGAGGGACGUACACUAAGAACGUCGAGACGACGAGAAACGAUGUUUGUUCAAGUGAGCAAAACGCUAUCAAAACCAACAGGGAGACCACACCUAACCAAGAGGUACAAGGCACUAUAGGAGUUGAUCAAGAAGAUCAAGAGGGGCAAAGACAAACGAAGCCCACCGGAAAUAAAUUUAUAAGUAGAAAACAGCACCAUGAGGAAGAAAGUGAACGAAAUGAGGUGGAAAUCAGAGAAAAUAGAGGCAAUACACCGGAAAAGCAAGAGACUCCUUGUGUCGAUUAUGACGACAAGGCCACAGAGAAAACACUUGGGCCACUUGCCGGAGACGUUUUACCAGAUGAAUCCAUGGACAAAGAUGCUAGUGCAACCCAAAAGAACGUGGUGGAUCUUUUAAGAGAGACGGGUGCUGUGGAUGGGCUAAACCUAAAAGUGGAAAAUGGAAUACAUUCUGUGAAAAAAAGAGAACCAACCUAUCCUUACGGACAGGUACAUUCCAAGUCAAGAGCCACCAUCUCAAACCGCAAUAAACGUACCACCAGGCUCUUGUGUCAAGGGGGUGAUGUUGCCGACGGCGAAAGCCAUGAGGAUCUUAACAAAAACACUAUUGCUGUUGAUGGAUCAGCACUCGCAAAAAGUCAUCUCAAGGAUAGUCAUGCCUUUCUUGAAAGUGGGCUGGAAAUCAUAGGAAAUAUAACCAAUACACCAAAAAAGGAUGGCACUUCCUGUCCAGAUUAUGACGAGAUGACAACAGAGAGAACAUUCGAGCCGCCUAUUGAAGACGUUUUACCCGAUGGAACCGCGAAGGAGGAUACCAGUAGAAGUCAAAAUAAUCUGGUAGAUCUUCUAAGAGAGACGGAUGCUGUAGACGGGCCCACCCUAAAAGAGGAAAAUGAAACGCGAUCUUUGAAGCAGAAAUUAAGAGCAUUGGAGAAAAUCGAUCCUCACGGACAGAUACAUUUCAUGUCACAAGCUAUCCUCUCAAACCGCCAUGAAACCACCUUCAGAUCGAUGCGUCAUGGGGGCGAUGUUGUUGCUGAUGGCGAAAGUCGUGAAGACCCUAUCUACAAUGUUGAUACUGUAGAUGGACCAGUACUCACACAAAAUCUUCACAAGGACUUUCAUGCCGGUGAGAGGUCCAAAAGCAGCGUAAAGCACAAACGUGCACAAACCUUAGGUAGCGAAAAGGAGUCACAUACAGAUAGAGAGGGACUUUGCAAAUCUAGAUAUCCUCUUGAACAUAAGGGUAACCUCUCUCAAUUUCACUCAGGUGACGGAGGAGCAAGACCCAAACAAAGAUCAACAGACAACGCUAAAACCCCCUUACCCUGGCCCAGCAUUAAAUAUCCAAUGUCCGCUGACUCUGACCUCGAAAGAAUAAAUUUGGGCCUAGAUCCUGUUUUUUUGGCACGCCACGUCAAAGAGAGUAGCCCACUGCUUCCGUUUCACAACGGUGGUAACUAUAACUAUGCUUCAUCAGACGGUCUGUGGCAAGAAGACCACGAACUGAAGUACUUCUCACCUAAUGCUUAUCACCAAGUCUUCUAUGGCAAAGAUCAAAAGUCACACGAUAAGGAAGAGUUCAUUCCACGCGAUAAAGCCGAUAGAUAUGAUAAGGUUAUUCCUGUAUAUAACGCCUUAGCGCCUUUAGCGCCACCUAACGGAAAGCAAAAGGAAAGCUGGCAUUUUCCACUCUCAGAGUCCUGUAAAGACACGGUACUGCGAAGUCAAUGCUUUGCCGAGAUGACAAACGAGUCAAAUCCAACAUCGCUGCCAAAAUCUUUUGACGCCAACCGGGAGAAACUCUUCAGUGAGUGUGGAUCGGCAUGUGCGUACAAUGACAUGGAUUCAAUGGCAAAUGACUACUCUAUCGGUCUGGGUGGUGAUGAAUGUGGAAAGUCACCACCAAUAAGCAAGAACGACCAUUCACGGACAGAAAAUUCAUUGAGCUCUAAUCUUAAAUACCUUCAAGAGAUAAUGACCAAGACUAUCCGGCUUAUUGCCUUAAAUGCUACGGGCGCGAGGGAAAAUGAUGCUGCAAAUCAGACAGUCGAAAAGACAGGCAUACGGGAAGAAACGGGCGAUAUGGGAGAAGCAGAAGUAACACAACGACUUCACGAGACGAACACUCCAGGAGAAUCUACCCCAUCAAAUGAAACGACCGUAGAAGCUGAGCGGCAACCCAUGGUAACACCUGUACAAGAGAGUCCACGCCCUGUUUGCAGUCAUUAUCAACGACGAUGCUUGGUCCGAUUUCCCUGCUGUGGAAAGUUCUUCCCUUGCCACCGCUGCCACAACGAGUCAGACUGUAGUGAGGAUCAGGCAAGAGCAGUUAAUGCCACACACAUACGAUGCACUAUCUGCUAUCACGAACAAGAGGUGAAAUUUUUGUUUAUGAUCCUCUGCCUUUGCUUUCAUGUUAAGAUAAGGUAUCUAGAGUGAUAACACCUUACCCUGAUACAGGCUAAUCUCAUAAAAGAACAGCUGAUAGACCCUAAAGUCUCGAACGGAAAAAAGACAUCCUUGAUUCUUUCAUUCUUUUCAGAUCGACGAAAAUGGCCAGAGAUGUGGCGGCUGCAACGCAAUCAUGUCUGAGUAUUUCUGCCCAACAUGUCGCCAUUAUACCUCCGUGGAUAAAAAUCCCUUCCACUGCGAAAAAUGCGGUAUCUGUAGGUAAGAUGAUGCAACGAUUUUUGCAUGACUUAUGGACCUAAAAAAUGAGAAAAAUUAAAAAUUUGGAGGAUCUACAUGAUAUCGUUCUAUCUCCGACUUGAAGAGAUUGGAAGUACAUUUGUUUUAUAUUUGGAAGCAUACUUUGCCAUAUAGUAGCCUUUUAUCCGAGGGGUUGGAAAACAACACCUCUAAUAUCCUACGGAAAUCUGGAUAAGUUUCUGUCAUUUUGACCAGCUUAGGCCGUUUAAUACAACCGGCUACCAAACUUGCUCGAGUAAAAGUAACAAAUUCGACUCCCUUUUGCUAACAUUAAAUACUUUGAUAGAAUCCAUAGAGACAGAUCCUUCCACUGUGAUGUUUGUAACGUAUGCCUGGACAAACGUCUUGAAGGAAAACAUAAGUGUAGGCCUGAUUCAGGACACGAUGAAUGCUGCAUAUGUCUCGAGGUGAUGUAG
This is a messenger RNA of Pocillopora meandrina, 10828 nucleotides long. The record is from the annotation of a GenBank genome assembly. Lineage: Eukaryota; Metazoa; Cnidaria; Anthozoa; Scleractinia; Pocilloporidae.